AUGUCUGGUCCUAUUAAGAGCAAGAACGGUGACAUUUCCAAGGCGCCAACACCGCAAAACACCCCUGCUUCGGUUACUAAUUCCUAUUUGAGAUCGCAGCCUCCUACCGUUUCCACGAUUGAAGAAACCAACGAGGAAAAUGUUGGUCAGCAACUCGCUAACAAUCCGGCACUUUUGCUGAUGAUCCAAGGCAAAUUGGGGGAUCUUGUCGGAGCACAGAGCGGAUAUAUUGACUCUUUGCCAAAGUCUGUCAAAAAGAGAGUCUGGGGUUUGAAGGCGAUCCAACAACAGCAGAUGAAGUUAGAGGCUGAAUUCCAGAAGGAGCUCUUGAGUUUGGAGAAGAAAUACUUUAAGAAGUAUGAGCCUUUGUAUGCAAGAAGAAAAAAGAUCAUCAAUGGCGCUGAAGAGCCCACUACUGAGGAGAUUGAAGAAGGUGAAGCAUUGGAGGAAAAUGACGACGAAGAUACCGAAGAAGCAAAGAUCCAGGAAUUGAAGGAUUCCAAGGCAGAAGAAGACGAUGAAGAAGAAGAAGAUGACGAAGAAGCUGCUGCUGGUAUUCCCGGCUUCUGGUUGACAUCGUUGGAGAACUUAUCAACUGUAUCUGAGACCAUCACAGACAGAGAUUCGGAAGUGUUGGAACACUUGAUAGACAUCAGAAUGGAGUACUUGGAAACCCCAGGCUUCGAAUUGAUCUUUGAGUUCGAAGAGAAUGAAUUCUUCUCUAACCAGAUCUUGACGAAAACUUACCAUUACCAGGCCGAACUCGGUUACUCUGGAGACUUUGUCUACGAUCAUGCAGAUGGCUGUGAAAUUAACUGGAAGCUGAAGGAGAACAAUGUUACUAUCAAUAUCGAAAGAAGAAAGCAGAGAAACAAGAACACCAAGCAGACCAGAACCAUCGAGAAGUUGACUCCUACAGAAUCCUUCUUCAACUUCUUUGAUCCACCUAAGCCUCCUAAGAGGGAUGAAGAAGAUGAUGAAGAAGAGAAGGACGAUGAAGACGAAGAAGACGAGGAAGACGAGGACUUGGAUGCCCGUUUGGAAUUGGACUACCAGUUGGGUGAAGAAAUUAAGGACCGUUUAAUCCCCAGAGCCAUUGACUGGUUCACUGGAGAUGCUGUUGAGUACAACUUUCCAGAAGACUUUGACGGACAAGAAGGAGAAGAGUUGGACAGUGAAGAAGACGAAGAUGACGAGGACGACAGCGAGGACGAGGGCAAACCAAAGGAAAACCCUCCAGAAUGCAACCAACAGUAA
Scheffersomyces stipitis CBS 6054 is the source of this 1257-nucleotide messenger RNA. It is a transcript of the gene NAP1, whose product is annotated as histone chaperone. Gene Ontology annotation, cellular component: nucleus; chromatin. Gene Ontology annotation, biological process: nucleosome assembly. The transcript has a single exon. Gene Ontology annotation, molecular function: histone binding; chromatin binding. Lineage: Eukaryota; Fungi; Ascomycota; Pichiomycetes; Serinales; Debaryomycetaceae. The record is from RefSeq and is a predicted model, not a curated record. Bases 1 to 1257 code for a protein of 418 amino acids.